GCUCCGGUUUAGUUGUCAGACAAAUGGAGCUCGAGUAAAAGAAGGAGACUUGAGCAUUUAGCCGCCAGUGAGCUCUUUUAACCGCCGUAGUUAUAUAUUUUUUUUACAUGGUUGUCAUCGAGAAAGAACGCGCAACUUUAGAGAUUUUAGGAAAAUACUUUUUGGACUGUCGUGUAUUCGGCAGGUCUGCAGCAGGUCUGCAGCAAGUCUGCAGCAAGUCGGAGGUGGGGGCGGCGAAUUUCCCAAAUGCAGGGUGACAGGGAACGGCUCGUUAAUAUUCAUAGAGGAAGCACCGCCUGAUUAGCCAGGUACCAGCUCCCAUGAGCUGGUACCAGCUCAUGGGAACCCCGACUCGCUGUCAUCACAGAAUCCUGAGAUUUGUACACGUCACACAUGAAUCAUCCUGAAGUGCUUCAGGUAAGCAACUUUUCCCUGAAGAGUAUGAGCAAUAGUGUGUGUUCCCACGAGCCACUGGAAAGGGGGAAUUUCAGGGGCUCCCUGAAGUUCCAGCUUGAUACCAACGAGGAGGUCCAGAGAUGGCUGGAGACCUUUCAAAGGUCAUCCCAGAUGACCUGGAGGGUGGCAAAAGCAUAUUUCGCUACUGAGGGUUCUGCUUGCCACAAGUAGAGAGUGGACUUGCGAUGCCAGCACAACACACGGCGUCCAUCAUCUACAAAAAAGGACACAUUCUGUCCAGCUAUGCUCUACCAUGUACUGAAAAACUGCAUUUUCGUCAAAGCAAAAAGUCAAGAAGAGAGGUGAAGAAGAGAGUGCGGUCAGGGUGGAGUGGAGAAGAGUGUCAGGAGUGAUUUGCGACAGAAGGGUACCAGCAAGAGUUAAAGGGAAGGUCUACAGGAUGGUUGUGAGACCAGCUAUGUUUUAUGGUUUGGAGACAGUGGCAUUGAUGAAAAGACAUGAGGUGGAGCUGGAGGAGGCAGAGUUGAAGAUGCUAAGAUUUCACUGGGAGUGACGAAGAAGGACAGGCUUAGGAACGAUUAUAUCAGAGGGACCGCUCAAGUUGGACGGUUUGGAGACAAAGCAAGAGAGACAAGAUUGAGAUGGUUUGGACAUGUGUGGAGGAGAGAUGCUGGGUAUAUUGGGAGAAGGAUGCUGAAUAUGGAGCUGCCAGGGAAGAGGAGAAGAGGAAGGCCAAAGAGGAGGUUUAUGGAUGUGGUGAGGGAAGACAUGCAGGUGGCUGGUGUGACAGAGGAAGAUGCAGAAGACAGGAAGAAAUGGAAACGGAUGAUCAGUUGUAGUGACCCCUAACGAGGGCAGCUGAAAGUAGUAGUAGUCAAAGCAAAAAGUCCAGGUUAGCUAUGAAACAGUAAAAAUAAUAUUAUGCUUCAACAGCAAUCAUUUUGAAAUUGCAUACUGUUGAAUCAAGGUGACAUACUCAUCUUUAGUUCAGUUUUUUGUAGAUCUGGUGAUUGCCCUAAUCAAGAGCGGUAUUUGUUCCAUGUGAACAUUUAAAGUCAGCAUAACCACCGCUUGACUUGUGCUGAGGACUUGCGGCACCGGGAUGUGUCAAAUGACAUGGAAGAGAAACUAAAGAAAUUGUACGAAAGAGGCCAAUCUCCCUUUACAGCACUGAACACCCUUAAAUAUGACCUUCAGGAGGAGCAGAGUGAUUCUUAUGUGUAUGUACGUGCUGACAGAAUUGUCAAGGACGAGUCAAGCUAUUCAGUCCCCAGUGCAUCAACAGAUGCCACGUACUUGGUCAACAUGUCUUUGGGCACAUGCACAUGUACAGAUGGCAGCACUGGUGCUCCCUGCAAGCACCGGCAUGCAGUAAUGCAGGCCUUUAACCUGAAAGGAAACAACUUACCAGCGGUCACCUCACCAACUGAAAGGAAAUUGUUCUAUGAGAUUACAACAGGCACCCAAGACCAGUGUGGCAGUUGAUCCACCAUCCGGAGAACGCUCACCACCCGGAGAAGGAUCAUCACCAAGGCUCAGCCAGGGAAAUUAAUCCUCUUGAGGAUAACCUCAAAUGCAUGACUGAGGGGCUGUUGGAGAAACUGAGAUGGGACGAAACCUUCCAGGCUCCCGUAGAAGCUUUUGUCUCCUCUUAUGAAACGUUUACCACCGAUAGUAAGGCUGAUUUCAGCAAUGUUCACAUUUGGCAAAUCAAGCAGUGCAACCACUACAGCCAAGCUGUUAAAGCUGCAGGCUAAGAAAUGCCUACAAAUGAGCACAGCAAUUGGCGUUCAACCAACAGCUGUGGCUUGAAGGAAGGCACCUCUUGGAAGCAGCCAGGCACUCAUCACUGGAAGACACCCCUCCCCCAAGACAGCCAGAAAAGAUCAUAACUACAGCAGAGGCGGCAGUGCACUGCCUAAAAGACCUGCACCACCCUAACUGUCUCAGUGUGUGACUGAGUGUGUGUCCCUGGGUCGCAAACAUCUUUCUUUCUUCUUCGUUCGGCUUGUUCCCCGUUUCUCAGGGGUCACCACAGCAGAUUUUGUAGUUUCCAUCGGUACCCUGUGAGGGUACGGAACCAGUGGCGGCAGUUGUUAACCCUGGCCUUGAGCGAUCCAGUAGUGAGCCUCAACCAAUCUGAUAUGGUUUUGUCAAUCCAAGUCGCAAACAUACAUAAAAUAAAUUAACUGUGCGUAAAUUACAUAUUUGUCCAUUUAUUUUAUUAUAAACUUUCGGCAACUUUGGCAGAGGCUUGCUAAAAGUGUUCGCCAGAAGGCCAUUUUUGCAAGAGAAUGUAUUAUAAUUAGUUGAUCCUGUCCUUGAAAUGUUCCACUCCUGUGUAAGUACCGAAGCCCUGAUGCAUAGUCUUUCCUAACCAAUAUUUAAUAAAGUCAGCUGUCAGUUCUACACAACAAAAUUAAAACCGAGUUCUAAUUCUGUCGUUACAGCUUUUAAAAGCAUGGCAAUUGUUUAGAUUGUAUCUCUUGACUAUAAGGUGUAGGUAAGUCUCUCCGAGAUGAGGUCAAGUGUCCCCUUUCAGUUGCACAAAUCAGUUUUGUGGAGAAAAUUGCUGAGUUAAUUAGUGGACCAUCGAGACAUACAAAAACAAAUGGUGAUAUCUACCCAGUGUUUGGGGUUGCCUCUUUAUGAAAAAUCAUGUCUUAAGAAGUCAGUUUACCUCUAUAUGUUUGUCACCUAAGCAAUAGCCUAAAGCACGAGUGAGAGUGAGUGUGUCUUUCUUUGAGUCUUACAUAGUGGAUGAUCGACAUGUAAAAACAAGCAGCGAUAUCUGUGUAGUGUUUGGGGUUGCCAUGGUGUUACGUUCCCCGUUAAAGGUCCAGGGGAUGAGGGGAAGUAACAAAGAAAAGAAAAUAAUCCCGGGAGGUGGAACCAGGUGUAAAAACAAAUAGAUUUAUUAACAAAAACUAACUCUUAAGUCAAUAUAUACACAAAAAAGGGCAACUGAAGAAGCUGGCUCUUAACUAACCAGGCUUAGAUAACCAAAACAAACUCAGAUCAGACCAAAACGAAAGAAAUAAGAACACUAACAUAGGUUUCACCCUCCUUCUCAAGGAGUAUUGAGUCUUGACACAAGAGCUCGCUCUCUGGUUGACAACAAUGGCCUGCUGGCCUGCUUGCUGGCUGGCUGGCUGGCUAGCUGGCUGGCUGGCUGGCUGGCUGGCUGCCAAUAAUGGCCCACUAGCACUACAGGGCGUCUCUCUCCAAGGUAUAUACCUAGCUGAUGAUGGAUUGGAAUCACCUGGGCUUAACCAGCAGCUCCACAGGAGGCGGGGCAUUACCUGGAGAGAGAAAAUUACACAGACACCCAACUCACAGCUCAAGGGCCGUAACACAUGGGUUUUAAAGUCUUUAUCAAUUAACGCAACAUGUCAGAGCCGGAACAUUGUAUCAGCCAAUCAGGUAGCGCUUCUCUUAUGAGUAUUAAUGAGUCUUCCCCGUCACCCUGUAUUUGGGAAUUCGUGUGGGGGUGGGGGCUGCAGUGUCGAGUGCUCCCUUGGAUCAUUGAGGAACCGGUGUGACCAUGAAACCCAAGUAGAGACAUGAACCAUUAUUGAACAGCUUAAAGAUUUAGUAAACACCUUCAAAGGCUACAGGCUGGCUGUUCAGGAGUUAAGUUGCAGACUAGGCAGACAUCACAUGUUGCCAUCUCUUCUUAUUUUUUCGGGCUUUUUCCCUGUUUUUCAGGGGUCGCCACAGCGGAUUUUAUAGUUUCCAUCAGUAUCCUGUGAGGGUACAGCACCAGUAGUGGCUGUUAACAUGGGCCUUGACCGAGCCGGGUUGAAAACUUCACCCCUUGUUCCAGCAAGUGCCGCUUAGUUUUGGAGCAGCAAGGUGAAAAUGGAGAGCCUCCACAGCCACUGCCUGAAGUGCGUCAACAGAAGAUGCAUGAUAAGGCCAGAGACGGGGGUUUCCUGUGACCUCAUUGGCUGUCCUCUUGUCUGUGGAGCUGUCUUUCAUGCAUGCAAAGUAGAAGAACACCGUUUACUGUGUCCAUAUGAAAGGGUGCCUUGCCUAAACAGCGGUUUUGGAUGCCCGUUCAGUGUUGCCAGGAUCAAGAUGGCAGAGCACCUAGAGACGUGCCCGGCAAGUGUAGUGUGUUGCACCAUGGAGUGGAACCGGUGGCCCGUGAGCUAUGCCGACCGCAAGUCAUAUGAAAACUUGAGCAAAGACUUUGAUGACGUGGAGCAGCUUGACAUGGCCUUGGCCCUGCAGGAUCAGAGGAUGCUGCUGGAGUCCCUAAAAGUGACGACUACUGUAUCAAAGAAUGGAGAGAAGCAAAUGGAAGAAAGUGAGAAGAUGGCGGCAGCAUCUGGUGUAGCGGAGACACAGCUGAGCAAUGGAACAGUGGACAUGGAACAGGAACCUUAUAAUGAUUUGUAUGCUGCCUCCGUGGAGACUAGCAGAAGUUUAGUAGCUGCCUUGGACAUCCUCACUAACUCCAAGGAUGUUGACGUAUUUGUGGGAAAUGUAAAUGGGGAAAAUCCCAAGAACAGAGCUCUUCACAGUGGAGAAAAUGGCGAUUUUGCUGCUGAAGAUGUGAAGAAUGUAGACAUGAAGGAGAGUGACUCUGACUCGGACUGCGAGCUUGGAGCCGUCGGUGGGGUGGACAGUGAUGUGGGGAUAGAUGGGGAGGAAGAUGACAUUACCUGGGUCGAACAGAGCGACUUUGUUGAGUUGUUUGUUGAACCUGAGAAGGACAACGUCAUCUGUGACCAAAUUGAUGAUUCCUCCCUUGUCAGGCCAGAGAUGCCUUACCAUUCCAUGCCUGUUGUUGUACCAGUGCCCCCGGAACCACAACCAGUACCAUUGUCACCUCCCAUGCCCUUCCUGCUGCCUGAUCAGUUAAGAAAUAAUUUAUUACAACACCUACCAAUUGAAUUGGGGUAUCGGUGCCUGGAGCGCAAGUUACAGAAUGUGGACUUUCUUCGAGGAAUGAGUGUGUUUACCUUCAAUGGGCGACGAGCUCUGCUGUCAGAUCCUUACUUGUUCCGAGCUAAGAUGGAGGACAAGGCAGUUGACACUUCUGACUUGGAGGUAGCGGAUGACCCCAUGGGUCUCCACGGCAUAGACCUCAUCACUGCUGCUCUUCUUUUUUGCCUCGGGGAUUCACCAGGUGGUCGAGGAAUCUCAGACAGCAGAUUUGUUGAUGGCUACCACAUCGACUUUGGUACUCAAACCUUCUCUUUUCCCUCGGCCAUUCUGGCAACCAACACCAUGGUGGGGGACAUCGCCUCAGCAUCUGCCUGUGACCAUGCCAGCCCACAGCUCUCCAACCCCAGCCCUUUCCACACCCUCAGGUUGGACCUGGUGCUGGAGUGUGUGGCCCGGUAUCAAACCAAACAGCGCUCAAUGUUCACUUUUGUGUGUGGACAGCUGUUCCGACGGGACGAAUUUUCGUCCCACUUCAAAAACGUCCACGGGGACAUCCACGCUGGGCUCAACGGCUGGAUGGAGCACCGUUGCCCCCUGGCCUACUAUGGUUGCACCUACUCCCAGAGGCGGUUCUGCCCAUCCGUGCAAGGUUCCAGAAUCAUCCAUGACAGGCACCUUGGCUCAUUUGGUGUGCAGCUGGGCCUACCAUGUAAAAACGAGGACAUCCUCUCGAAGAAUACCUGCAGCUUUGACACCAAGUGCGACCAUGUGAGCAGUCUUCCAUUCGAGGUUCUCCAGCAUGUAGCCAGCUUCCUGGAUGGCUUCAGUUUGUGCCAGUUGUCCAGAGUAUCCCGCACCAUGAGGGACGUGUGCGCCAGCCUGCUGCAGAUGCGUGGCAUGGUGGUUCUGCUGUGGGAGAAGAAAAAGCUUGCUGACGGGUCUACAUCAUGGCAGAUAACAGACAAGGUGUGGCGGUUCAGCACCGCCUUUGGGACGGUGAACGAGUGGAAGUUUGCCAACAUUGCCAGCAUGGCCGACCACCUCAAGAAGUGCCAGUUCAACACCAUUGCGCGGCGGGAGGAGGCAGUCCCCCUGCCGUGCAUGUGUUUCACCAGGGAGCUCACAAAAGAGGGGAGGUGCUUACGCUCUGUCCUCAAACCAGUAGCAUGAGCAAAUCUUUUUUUGUUUUAGAGAUGUCUUGGACUUUUUUAACCCAUCAUAACUAUAAAUACAGAUAAAUUUGAUUCUAGCGUUUACAGUCAUUACGGAUUUGAGUUGUUCUCCAGCCUCAAAGUGUAUGUAAAACUUGUGGUUCACUGACGUUUUCCUGUUUUAGACUUGGGGUGUGGGGGGCAGAAAAAUCACAUCAAUGAGGAAGUAAACAUGAAUAGCAGUGGGACAAACGUUUCAACUAGAAAACGUCACAUUGUGGUUGUAGAUUUGGACUACGAAUGAGAGAACUGAAGUGUCUGGACUCGCUUCUUCCACUCCGACAAAAAGACCCCGAGUUAGCUAAAAUGGAGCCUCUGUAAAACGAUUUACCAGUACCGGUGAACUGAAGAUUUACUUUUACGUACUCUUGACAAUGUGUAUAUACUCAUUGUUUUGAUGUAGAACUUUUUAUUUUUAUACCAAGAAGUCAGUACUGUGCUGCGUCGGAGACGAGAGUGGAUCCUUAACUUAUGCUAAAACACUUGAUUUCUAAUAAGCAGGGAGUUCUGAAUGUCUUUGACAAGAUUUCUCAACGUCUCCCUGCUAGAAGUAUUACCAGUAUCUUAUCUAACACCAGGUUUUUGUAUCUUACCCACGCCACCUAGUAGAGUGACCAUACUUUUGUGAUGCUCGAAGCUUGGUUUUCAUUGAGAUUACAUGACUUAAAUUCAGCAUUUUAGGAUACUGACCAAACAUCAAAUGUGUUUUUAAAAAAAAAAAGAAAAAAGGAAAAACAUUUUAUUUGAAAGGCCAAAUAUGACCACUGUAGCUGCUAAUUUCUCUUAACCAGCACCAGGUAUUGUGUAGCUCCGCAGUUGGGGACGAGUUAGUUUUUCUAACAGGUGGUCGGCCAUCUUCUGUUCACUCCUUCUCGUUUCUGGCAAAUGUGCUGGCAUGUUUGGACAGGGAGGGGAGUUAACUAACACUAGCUACCACCCAAAAGACAGUGUAUUUUAGUUGUGACAGGCGAGUUUGUCUCUUCUAAGGUGAAGGGGUGAACAAACAGUGCAGUCUUUAUGAGGUGCAGGUAAACCGCAAGAUAAACUUUAAAAGAGAAGGAACACCCUGCUGUUAAAUAGUUAAGUUUGUUUUUUUGCCAGUGUUGCAACAGCUUUGUCUUCUCUACUGGCUACUUAGACAACAUUUUCAGGAAAAUUUUCAAAAAAAAAAAUUGGUAAAAUAAUGAAAGUUAUUGGAUUUUUGGCAGUUAUUAGCUGUAACUGUGACCGAUUAGGUGACUAGUAUGUUUCCCUCCCUGAUGUCCGACCUCAUCCAACCCUGCUGGUCGGGUGUAAUAGAAAUUUCAUGGGCACACCCCGCGUCACCGACAAUGUCCGUUAUAUAUCAUGUUUGUAUUUUAAAUGUUUAUCCCUCAGCACUACCUAUUUGCUGUGUUCAGAUGUUGUUGGCAUCUCAGGGUUGUAGCAUGAAGCUGCGUCAACGAGUGCUGGAUGUGACUAGCAGAGAAUGACAUGUAGCCUACAGAACUAAAGCGAAGACUUUUGUCAGUUACAUGAUUACCACAGGAGUGUACCACUCAGUAUUAUAGCCUAGUAGUGUGUGUUGCAGUGCUGAUGUAAAGCUGAUUUGUGUUGUCUUGGAGAGAUCUGAAUCAGUCAUUGGAAUCCUGAUGUUUUUAUGUAAUUGGAUGAACGAGGCUGCAAGAUGAAAUGGUAUUUGAAUGUGUUGUAAAAACAUGAAGUAAUCCUCAUUCAACACCAAUCAAUGAGUUUUGACUGUUUACGUUUUGAUUUUUUUUUCGUGAGAUGACUCAAUGUUCAACAAAUUUUGAACAUUUUGCAUUUUGUUCCCCUAUAUAAAGAAUAGAUGAAAAAUUUUCAUCCUGCUGAAUGCAAAGUGGGUUAAAGCUGCAUUAAGCAAUAUUUUUGAUAUUUACAGUGAAUCAAAUGACUCCCUGUAAUGUGAAAGGAUUGUAGCACUGCCGAUUGCACUGAGAAUCAACACUACAGUCACCAGUUUUCCGUAAAGCAACACCAAGUAACUUUUUGGAUUUUACCGUCUUUUUUACAUCCGCUGUCGAAAAGACCAGCAAGCCCCCCCCCCUUUCAUACUAUAACAAUAUAUGUUUAAAAGCUGCUAUGCAAAAGAGCCACAGAAGAAGAGGAGCUUUUUGUGCCAUAUAGCAAUCUAUUUCCCGGGAGAUUUGUGUCCAGCGGAAGACAAAAUGCAAAGGGCAGAUGACAGUUCUAGGGCACUGAUCUGAACGGCGAUUGUGCCAUCUUCCCAUAGUAUCACACUACUACUACUACUACUACUACUACUACUACUACUUUUAGCUGCUCCUGUUAAGGGUCACCACAGUGGAUCAUCCAUUUCCAUCUCUUCCUGUCCUCUGCAUCUCCCUCUGUCACACCAGCCACCUGCAUGUCCUCCCUCACCACAUCCAUAAAACCUCCUCUUUGGCCUCCCUCUUUUCCUCUACCCUGGCAGCUCCAUAUCCAGCAUCCUCCCCCCAAUAUACCCAGCAUCUCUCUUCCACACAUGUCCAGACCAUCUCAAUCUUGCAUCACACUAUGCCAACAAAAUGAAUUCACUGAUAUGUAAAAAAAAAAAAAAAGCUGGUGCUGCUUUUACUUUCAGCUUAUUGCUUGGGUUUACUGGUCACGGAUCUCCCUGUAGGCCCUGUGAUGGCCUGGCGGCCUGUCCAGGGUGUCUCCCCGCCUGCUGCCCAAUGACUGCUGGGAUAAGCUCCAGCAUCCCCGCGAUCCUGAGAGCAGGAUAAGCGGUUUGGAUAAUGGAUGGAUGGAUGGAUGUCCCUGUCUUACCAGCCCUCCAACCCCCAUAAAACCACGGGCAAGCAACUAACAACUCAGAAGUUCAGAACGCAACUGCUGCCUUCAGUCACCCACCUCCACCAGUGCACAUACUGUGCAGGUAGCUGCUGUAAACUGCUGUCUGAAUGUAAACACAUUAGGUACAGCGAAACCAUAAAGACAGCGGUGAUGGUUAACUCUGUUGAGUCUAAUACAUCCUGACUGGACAUAUUAGCCUAUCACACCUGCUUCCUCUCCACUCCUACACAAAAGAAGAGUGAUCAUGAGCUGUUUGUCCCAGUUAGGCCACCGUAGAUAUGAGGAGGGGAAGGGGGUGCGGAAUCUCUUGGCUUAACCACCGUUUGCCCGCUAGUGGUCAGAAAUCACUUAAUGCAGCUUUAAAAUUGGCAGUGAAAAAUCACCAAUAACGUGAGGCAAAUCUUUCUGGUUUUAUUUGAAAAAAGUUUUUUUGUUUUUUUUUUGCUUCAUACCUUAAGUAAACUUGAAAGUGUUUACUAUAAAUCCUAUAAGGUGUUUUUAUCCUGCUCAGAAUUGGUCCUAGUUUGUGUUACUCCCUCACUUUUUUACUGGUACUCCUGUUUGGAAUGACUACCUGGUUUGUUAAAGUGUAUUUGAAUCCAUUUUUGUUUGGUGUUUUGUUUUUUUUGUUUUGUUGCACAUGAUGGUAUGAAUUGUAAGUUGGAAUGCUGACGGGUUUUCCUGCUCAACUGACGGAUCUGGUUCUCCCUCGUGUUUUGCAUGUGAGUGAGAUGGCUUUGAAAAGGAAUAAUUGUUCAUUCAUACUCUUUUAUAUUGUUUUCUCAGCAUUAAUAUUGUCACCCCCCCUCCCCAUUCCCCCCCAAUUGUAUCCGGCCAAUUACCCCGCUCUUCCGAGCCGUCCCGGUCUCUGCUCCACCCCCCUCUGCCGAUCCGGGGAGGGCUGCAGACUACCACACGCCUCCUCCCAUACAUGUGGAGUCGCCAGCCGCUUCUUUUCACCUGACAGUGAGGAGUUUCACCAGGGGGGGGACGUAGCGCGUGGGAGGAUCACGUUAUUCCCCUCAGUCACCCCCCCCCCAACAGGCGCCCCGACCAACCAGAGGAGGCGCUAGUGCAGCGACCAGGACGCACACCCACACCCGGCUUCCCACCCGCAGACACGGGGAUUCGAUCCUGCGAAUUGUCAGUUGUUGUUUUUUUAAAAUUCAUGACCUAUAUUUGUCCCCGUUCAGGCUGAUCAUGUGGGCGGCUGAGCAGACCCCAUGAAAGGCGUAAUGCGGCUCUGCCGGGGAGCAUCGCUACAUUUACAAUGAUGAGACAAGCAACAGCGUAUUUCGGAGACAAGUGCCUGGUUUGUGUCUUGGAUUUAUUAACAGUUUACGGGUCCCAAAAUGUACCCUCAUCUUCAUUGUCAUUAAAAAUUUUGUUUU
This is a messenger RNA of Lampris incognitus (smalleye Pacific opah), 10729 nucleotides long. RefSeq names its product F-box only protein 30-like. Bases 4279 to 6483 code for a protein of 734 amino acids. The record is from RefSeq and is a predicted model, not a curated record. Gene Ontology annotation, molecular function: zinc ion binding; protein binding; ubiquitin protein ligase activity. The transcript has 8 exons. Lineage: Eukaryota; Metazoa; Chordata; Actinopteri; Lampriformes; Lampridae.